ACAUAGCCAAUGAGAGAAGAUACGUCAGAUAAUCCGUGUUUGUCUGCCCUCUUAACAUUUCUUAAGUAUGAUUUCCAAAUAGCUCUCUCUUCCUCUUUCGUCCGCCAGUCUGUCAAAAAAUGUGAAUGCAGGGCGGUGGAUUAGGGCUUUCGAAUUUUGACUAACUGUGAUGGUAUUCGAGCCACGUGUCGUCCGAUCGAGUCGAGACGUACGGCCAAUGCGCGAGGAAGUUCUUUGAGCGGUGACACCAGUGCUGUGCAACGGCAUUUUAAUUUUUUUUUUUUAAAUUGCGACCAUGGCACUCCGCAAAGUAAAGGGAAACUUUGAGCGGAUGUUCGACAAGAAUCUGACGGAUCUGGUGCGCGGGAUCAGGAAUAAUAAGGAAAACGAGGCGAAGUACAUCGCGCAGUGCAUCGAAGAGAUCAAGCAGGAGUUACGGCAAGAUAAUGUGGCGGUCAAGGCCAACGCCGUGGCCAAGUUGACAUAUCUCCAGAUGUUAGGAUAUGACAUCAGUUGGGCUGGCUUUAAUAUAAUAGAAGUGAUGUCAUCAGCAAAGUUCACUUACAAACGAAUCGGUUAUCUCGCCGCCAGUCAAAGCUUUCAUGCAGAUACAGAGCUAUUGAUGCUAACAACGAAUAUGAUUCGUAAAGAUUUAAAUAGUCAAAACCAGUAUGAUGCUGGUUUAGCACUGAGCGGUUUGUCUUGCUUUAUAAGUCCAGAUCUAGCACGUGACCUAGUUCAUGAUAUAAUGACAUUGUUGACUUCUACAAAGCCAUACUUGCGCAAGAAGGCUGUCUUGAUGAUGUAUAAAGUAUUCCUGAGAUUUCCUGAGGCCUUGAGGCCUGCUUUCCCCAGGUUAAAAGAGAAGCUUGAGGAUCCAGACAGUGGUGUUCAAAGUGCGGCAGUAAACGUAGUGUGCGAAUUAGCCAGGAAAAAUCCGAAGAAUUACUUGAGCUUAGCGCCUGUUUUCUUUAAGUUAAUGACAACUUCUACAAAUAAUUGGAUGCUUAUCAAGAUCAUCAAAUUGUUUGGAGCAUUGACACCUCUAGAACCUAGGCUUGGCAAAAAAUUAAUAGAACCUCUUACCAAUUUGAUACACAGUACAUCCGCAAUGUCCUUAUUAUAUGAAUGUAUCAAUACAGUAAUUGCUGUGUUGAUUUCUAUAUCGUCCGGUAUGCCAAAUCACUCCGAUUCGAUACAGCUGUGUGUUCAAAAAUUGAGAAUAUUAAUAGAGGACUCCGAUCAAAACCUGAAGUAUCUAGGAUUAUUGGCGAUGUCGAAAAUAUUGAGAACGCAUCCGAAGAGCGUACAAGCUCAUAAAGAUCUAAUUAUGCAAUGUCUUGAUGAUAAAGACGAAAGUAUAAGACUGCGUGCCUUGGAUUUGUUGUAUGGAAUGGUUUCCAAGAAAAAUCUAAUGGAGAUAGUUAAGAAAUUAAUGGUACACAUGGACAAAGCCGAAGGCACUACGUAUCGUGAUGAAUUGCUCUCAAAGAUUAUUCAAAUUUGCUCACAGAAUAAUUAUCAGUUUAUUACCUACUUUGAGUGGUACAUAUCUGUAUUGGUGGAACUUACACGAAUGGAAGGCACCAAACAUGGACCAUUAGUAGCAACUCAAUUACUCGACGUAGCAAUUCGUGUACAAGCUAUCCGAAAAUAUGCGGUUCAACAAUGUGCCUUAUUGCUUGAGAAUUCAUAUCUUUUAACCGGCCAGCCAAGGGCAACAAUGUCUGAGGUUUUAUAUGCAGCAGCAUGGAUUUGCGGAGAAUUCUCUAGUGAAUUGGAAGAUCCUUUGGCAACAUUGCAAUCUAUGUUGCGAUCACAAGCUUCUAGUUUGCCGGGGCAUAUACAGGCUGUUUAUGUUCAUAAUAUAUUAAAAUUAGCUGCAACGACAUUUGCCAAAGCAGAGAAGAAGGGAGAUACUGAUACUAUGGAAAAGAUUUAUGGAUUAAGAGAUAAAAUAACAGCUUUUGUCUGUAGUGGCGAUUUGGAAGUUCAGGAAAGAUCAAGCUCUGCAUUAGUACUACUUGAAUGUUUAAAAGAAAAUCCUGGUCUCGCGCAGGAAUUAAUGGAGGCUUUUGAAGGUGAACUUAAUCCAGUUGCACCAAAGGCUCAACGUAAAGUUCCAAUACCCGAAGAUUUAGAUCUAGAUUCCUGGAUCAAUGACCCACCUUCAGAGAGUUCAGAUUCAGAGGAUCUAGAUAUGAAUGAUAUUUUUAUUAAAACAGAAAAACCAAAUAAUUCAUUUUCCAAACGAGAUUUAAAUGAACCAUCAUUGGAGGAACUUGAAAGGAGACGAGAAGCAAGAAAAUUAGAACAAGAAAAUAAUCCUCAUUAUCUAAAAGGCUCAUUUAAGACUCCUACAUCAUAUCAUAAUUCAUCAAACGUAUAUGAAGACGUAUAUGAAAACAUUCCCAUCGCGGAAUUAGACAUCCCGAUUUCACUAAAGAUCUCUAAUGUACACAGAUGUCGCGAUGUAGAUAGUAGUCACAAAAGCAUAAAAAGCAUGAUAAAAAGAAGAAACUGAAGAAAA
Pogonomyrmex barbatus (red harvester ant) is the source of this 2530-nucleotide messenger RNA. It is a transcript of the gene garnet, whose product is annotated as adaptor-related protein complex 3, delta 1 subunit-like garnet. Gene Ontology annotation, cellular component: endosome membrane; AP-3 adaptor complex; presynaptic endosome. The record is from RefSeq and is a predicted model, not a curated record. NCBI's taxonomy places the organism in Eukaryota, Metazoa, Arthropoda, Insecta, Hymenoptera, Formicidae. Gene Ontology annotation, biological process: Golgi to vacuole transport; synaptic vesicle membrane organization; neurotransmitter receptor transport, postsynaptic endosome to lysosome.